AUGCGUGUGGAUGCUGAGGACGGAGAUUCAAGCCCUGUAGAUAUCCCUUUCCUCAAACUGACUGACUUCUUCCGAGUACUCUUGAACCAGCAUGCUCGACUUCUGUUCGGUGGCCUGCCCAAAGGGCAAGAAGCAGAAACCCUGUGUGACACGUUCUGGCAGCGAUUUCAGUACUACCACCCUGAUCAUAUGGUGUAUGAGCAGUACUCGCGGGAGGACCGCCGAAGAAUACUACCAAUUUGCUUUCAUGGGGAUAAGGGCCGCGGCUACCAGAAGUCACCUGUGUUUGUCUUUGAUUGGGAGACCGUUUUUGCUCUUCCAGAAAAGUUUCGGCGAGCUGGAUCCAAGUCAAAACGUGAGGUCGUUGAUCAAAAAAAGAAAGUCUAUGCCGGCCGACUGACUUGGACGUGCUCCCAAAGGGCGGCUGAUUGCGGAAAGCACUGCCCAGAGCCUGCAGUCCCCGAAGGGCACUGCACUGUUGGCUCUGCUGAGACUCCUUUGCUUGAAGCGAUGGGGCACAACGGCAAGGGAAACUCUUUGUUUUCUCGGUACUUGGUGGCAGUUAUACCAAAGAAGGUGUUGUCGCAGAAUGAUGCCAUUGUGCCCACUCUGCUUGCGGAAGUGGCUCAAAACCUGCAGUCUUUGUUUCUUGACGGCAUCAAAGAUCGAGAUGGGAUCACCUAUAGAGCAGCCUUCAUUGGAUGCAAAGGAGACUUCGAGUUUCUUCACCUGGAUGCUGGGUACUUUGACCGAACGUAUCUCAACGAAGGCCGGGUUAACAACCUCCUGAUGUGCCCAGAAUGCUGGGCCGGUCAUAAAGACUUCCCAGCAACAGAUAUGUCAGAUCGGCCGAAAUGGGUUGAUUCCAUGUACAAAGAUGAUCCAUGGAGUUCAGAGCCUCCUUUGAACCUGGCCCCUUAUGCAAGAAGUCGAAAAGCAAGCCUGUACAAACGAGACUGUUUCCACAUGAUCAAAUAUGGUUUCGCCCGAGACCUUUGCGGCAGCAUCCUGUUCUUGCUGAGCUGGCUGGGGUGUUUCGACUUCGAUCAGGCGGAGUCCAAGUCGAUCGACAGUCGCUUGGACAGGGCGCAUGGGUCCCUGGGUUUUUCAGCAUGUGGUGCCUAG
Symbiodinium sp. CCMP2592 is the source of this 1125-nucleotide messenger RNA. The record is from the annotation of a GenBank genome assembly. Lineage: Eukaryota; Dinophyceae; Suessiales; Symbiodiniaceae.